UUUGUGGGACAGGCUGCCGCUGAAGGGCAGGGAUUCACUUGGAAUUUUUUUAAAUGUUGUAUAUGAGUUGAAGAAAUGGCCCAGCGGGUAAACAAACGUUCCUGCAGGGAAGCCCGACAACCUCAGUGCAUUCACCGGGACUCUGCACCCCAGAGUUGUCCAGUGACCUCUGCACUCAAGCUCACUCAUGGGCGCGAGUGGGGGCGCACACCUUCAAUCCCAGCACUUGGGAGGCAGAGGAAGAGGGAAGAGGAGCUCAGUGAGUUCUAGGACAGCCACAGCUACACAGAGAAGCCAACAACAACAGCAACAAAGAAUGAACGCCACCAACUCACUUUAAUCGAGUGUCUGCAGUGUCCCAGACCUGUGCACCCCAGUUAGUCCACACGAUGGCCUGGGUUCUCUGUCCCUGUCACAGGUGAGGGGACCGAGGCAAGCAGCAUGUAACCCAAGGUCACAGAGCUUCCAGCAGUGAGACUGCAGUUCACUUAGAAGACAGUGGUCCCCAGAGCCGGAGCUCCUAACCAUGUGCUUUGCUAGAAUAUCCAGGGCAAAGCUAGGGCUGGAAAAAUCCAGGCCUCCUGACACCUCCAGGGGCUGUCCUGUUUCUCUCUUUUCUUCAUUUCUUUUUUUUUUUUCCUCCUAGGCUGAGGCUGUAGCUCAGUUGGUACAGUGCUUGCCUAGAAUGUACAAGGAUCUGUGUUCCAAACCUAGCACUAUCUACACCCAGCAUGGUGACUCGUACUUGUAAUCCAAGAACUCAGGAGGUGGAAACAGGGGGGUCAGGAGUUCAAGAUCAUCCUCUGACACAUUUGAGAGCAGUCUGGGCUACAUAAGAUCCUGUCUAAAACAACACAAGGAAAGUCUGGUAUAGUGAAAUAAUACUUACUGUCAAUCUUUCUUUCUUUGUGUCUCUGGGUAAUAUAUGUGUGUGAAGGACUUACGUGGGGGGUUUACAUCAGGUAUCUUCCUCUGUCAUUCUCUACCUUUAUUUUUUUAUUUAUUUAUUUUUUUUAGAGGAACUAGCUGUGUAGACCAGGCUGCUCUCAAACUAAUGAAGAUUUCCCCUGACUGUAGCUCUUGAGCACUGAGAUUAAAAACAUGUGCCACCAUGCCUGGCUUCACCUUUUUAGAUUUUCAAAUUACAUUUAUUCAUUCAUUCGUUUGUUUGUUUGUUUGUCUCUUUGUUGUAUAUUCUUGAGAGCCGGAGUGUGAGCGCCACAGCGCAUGUGUAGCAGAGAGAGGACAACCUGUGGGAGUCCGUUCUCCCCUUCCACCAUAUGAGUCCCAAGGAUCAAACUCAGGUUGUCAGGCUUGGCAAACGCCAUUACCCACACAGCCAUUUUGACAGCCUUCACCUUACUGAGACAGGGCCUCUCACUGACCAGGAGCUCACCAGUGCAGCUCAAGUCGGAGGCCAGAAGGGCCCCAGGGAGGCUCCUGUCUCCCUGGUGUUGGGAUUUCAGCGUGUGCUGCACAUCCACCUCCCGACAUGGGCCUCAGGGAGCCAAACCCAGAUCCUGUUCAGCAAGCACCUUAUGAAUGAGCUGUCUCCCCAGCCCCUAUGGGUCGUGGUUUUUAUGUGUCACCUUGUAAAGUGCCCAGAGCUCUUGUCACCUUGUAAACCUGAAAGUCUGAAGCCAUUAAACAAGCUGUCCGCUGUUCCGCCCGCUGCCUUACCCAACUUCACUCUGGUAUUUACGAUCUGGCAGUCCCAGGCGGAAGGUGUUCUAUGCUCUCUGCUGUGGAAGCACCUUUACUUAAUGUCAACGCGUUGAGUGGUCCAGAUGGCCAAGGCCAAGUUCAGAGGAGGCCAAGGUCCCCAAGGGUAGGCUGCCUGCAGAGUGAGGAGGAAAGACAGUAGGAGCUAGUCCAGCACUCAGGAGGAUUAUGAGUUUGAGGCCAGCCUGGGCUAUCUAGUCCCACAGGAUGAAGAGACAACGGGGAAAUGACUCAGAGAUGUUUGGCCUUUGUGGCCUGCCCUUUGGUUUAUGACAGCCACCUCAGCAGCGCUGACCUUUGCCUCCAUCUUAAGUGUGGAGGCCCUGGACCAUCUCACAAAGUUAGUGGCUUACGGAGCAGUUACAGCCUCCAGAACCAUGGCCACCAGCCUGCGCAGUCGGUCCUUUCGAGAACCCCGGCCCUGCUACGGGAAGCUCCAUGAGUCCCAGGGGAGGCCCCUGGAGGGCCGACUCCACCGGGCACUGAGCCUCAGACAGGGCCGUGAGAAGUCCAGGUCGCAGGGCCUUGCCGGCACAGAAGGGCUGGAGGUCCCUGUUCAGGAGCGGCUGCCAGGGACCCUGGGAGACACCGAGCAGCUGAUCCAAACCCAGAGAGAAGGCAGCCAGCGGUGGCUGAGGCAAUACCAACAGGUGAGGAGAAGGUGGAAGAGCUUUGUCGCCAGCUUCCCUGGUGUGACCCUGAAUCGACCAGCCUCCCCAGAGACCCUGUUGGACACCAACAGCUAGAGCUGCUGUGAUCGCCCCUCACUCCCCCGGCUGGACCCCCGUGUCUCCUCAUCUGCUUCUUCACGGCUUUUCUGUACUCUGAACUGCUCUGGCCUUUGGCAUGUGACCCACGGAGGUCUCUGUCACGAGAUCCUUCAAGGCCUUGUGUGGCUGCCCUUUUUGGUUCUGGCAGCUAGCUCUUAACAAAGACCUCCACAGAGCUGAGGAGAGGGCACUCAGCUCUCUGCCUCCUGGGCUGACAAGUAUGAAGGUCUUAGGGACCCACAGAGAAACGGGAGUAUCAACAACACUCUUGACCCUACACAGACCAGCCACCCACCUCUAGGACAGAGUUCAGUGAAGCCAAACGCGGCUGAGAAUUUCUUGAAUAUCGCCUGCUCACAGGACCCAGUUCCACCUUGGCCCGCUAGUGACAAGCCAAGACUCGGAUCUCCCUCACAGUGAGCCUGCAAAGGCUAGGACCGGAUCUGGACUGUCCUCACUAUGGCUGCUGUAUGCCUGAGAAGCCCACACAUGCAUAUUACUGCCUUGGGCCUCAUUGUAUCCUGAUGAAGGAAGCAGGGAAGUCUCCCUCCCUGUGUGACAGAGGGUAACAGAGGCCCAGAGAAGGAAAGAGACCUUCUGCCUACACACACACACACACCCAGUACCUGACACUGGGGUUGAACACAUUAAUAAAGCCACUGA
Molecule: messenger RNA, 3155 nt
Organism: Peromyscus maniculatus bairdii (prairie deer mouse)
Lineage: Eukaryota; Metazoa; Chordata; Mammalia; Rodentia; Cricetidae
Gene: C1H11orf86
Product: chromosome 1 C11orf86 homolog
Source: RefSeq, a predicted model, not a curated record